Messenger RNA from Fusarium verticillioides 7600, 2187 nucleotides. RefSeq lists its product as hypothetical. Gene Ontology annotation, molecular function: amino acid transmembrane transporter activity. NCBI's taxonomy places the organism in Eukaryota, Fungi, Ascomycota, Sordariomycetes, Hypocreales, Nectriaceae. Gene Ontology annotation, biological process: amino acid transmembrane transport. Gene Ontology annotation, cellular component: membrane. Bases 369 to 2036 code for a protein of 555 amino acids. The record is from RefSeq and is a predicted model, not a curated record. The transcript has a single exon.
CAUCGAGAAUCACAGGGUCCCUCAGCUUUCAGAGUGUCAGACAGCCAAUCUGGUCUCAUGAUCUCAUCGCGCUCUUCAUAUCUCCAUAGCCGGUCGACCCCGGUCUGAUCUGCAGCUAUCGACCUAGCCAGAACUUCCCCAGAUUUGCCUAGGGUUCUGGACGACUGGGUCUACCUACUGAUAAGCCGUGGCCAAUUGUGGCAGAUAUAAAAACGUUUCAUAAUACGGGGUAACAAAUAGUCGGGAUCAUCCACUCAUCUCGUUUACCAAAGAGACCAUCUUGAGUUGACUCGAUCACCUUUACUCUGCCUUAGUUGCUCGUGUAGCAGUCUCCAAUUCAACCCCCUUUCCCAUCUUGGCAAAAGCCAAUGUCAACUCGCGACACUUCGCCCCAGCUUCUCCAAGUCGGAGCUAUGCCUUCGGAAAAGAAACUCGAUAGUCCUGUAACUGAUAUGCGGAGGGACAGCGAUGUCGAGAAUAUGGCUGGAACAGUCGUGGAGUCUCACGAGCUGAGACAGGGCCUACAUCAACGACAUAUCCAGAUGAUUGCCCUGGCAGGCACAAUUGGCACUGGCUUGUUCCUGAGCUCUGGUCGAGCCAUUGCCUAUGCUGGCCCGCUCGGUGCGUUCCUGGCAUAUCUUAUAAUUGGCUUGGCUGUCUCGAGUGUUGUCUGUGGCGUUGGCGAGAUGGGUGCUCUGGCACCUCUCAGUGGUGGUGUAAUUCGCUACGCCGAGCUCUUCUGCGACCCUGCUCUUGCAUUUGCCAACGGAUGGAAUCAAGUCUACUCAUACAUGGUUUCCAUCCCCGCCGAGGUCGUCGCAGCGGCCGUCAUCAUCGAAUACUGGGUCACCAUCAACAGCGCCAUCUGGAUCACCGUGCUUGGCAUCCCCAUGAUUGUCAGUUCGCUGCUGGCUGUGCGCAUUUACGGCGAGCUCGAGUUCGGCUUCUCCAUAAUCAAGAUCAUGCUCGUUGUUGGCGUCAACAUUAUGGCUCUGGUCAUCACCUGCGGUGGCGGUCCAAACGGCGAGGCCAUUGGCUUCGAGUACUGGAAAAGUCCCUACGGACCCAUGGUUCAGUACCUCGGCAUUGCUGGGUCUCUUGGUCGGUUCUUAGGCUUCUGGAAGACACUGAACAAUGCUCUUUACGCAUACUCCGGCAUCGAGAACAUCACACUGGCUGCGGCUGAGACGAGGGACCCUCGUCGGUCUAUACCCAUGGCUGCAAAACGUAUCUUCAUCCGUAUCGGCCUCUUCUACGUCGUGACCAUCUUCAUGAUUGGCCUGGUCGUCCCGUCCACCGACAAAAAGCUAGUACCAUGGACAGGAGACGCUUCCAUGUCACCAUUUGUCAUUGCUGCCCAAAACGCAGGCAUCAAGGCUGUGCCGUCAAUCGUCAACGCUGUUGUGCUCACUUCGGCAUGGUCAGCGGGCAACUCCAACAUGCUCGGCGGUUCCAGAAUCCUGUACGGAAUGGCAGCUCAAGGCCAAGCCCCGUCCAUUUUCCUGCGCAUCAACAGAUUCGGUAUCCCCUAUAUCGCUGUCUCCCUGUAUGGCCUAUUCAUGGCCCUGGGAUACAUGACCCUGUCCGACUCGGCUAGCACGGUCUUCACCUGGCUGCAGGAUCUUGUCUCCAUCUCAACCCUGGUCAACUGGAUUACCAUCUGUAUAGUCUAUGUCCGCUUCGUCCACGCCUGCAACAAGCAAGGGAUCGAUCGUCAAAAGGAACUCCCUUGGGCCGCUCCUUUCCAGCCCUAUACGACUUACGCCUCUCUUGUCUUAUUUGUGCUUCUUUUCUUCACUGGCGGCUUCACGACCUUCAUUCAUGGCCAAUGGGAGAUUGAGUCUUUCAUUUCAAACUACUUCAAUUUACCCUUCACUCUGAUCAUGUAUUUCGGUUAUAAGCUCUGGUUCAAGACCAAGAUCAUUCCAUUGGAAGACGUUCAACUUCGUCAUUUGAUCGAUCGUUACGAGGGUGAGCCGAGGGUAGAAUUGAAGCCGAGGCGAGGGCUGGCAAAACUGAACUUUCUGUGGUCUUGAACGUUUGGGAAUAGUGGGAGUAGUUUUAUGGGCUUCAUGCUGUAUUGGUUCAAGACAUGGGGAGGUUUGGUGUGCUCGAAAGUGGUGAUCGCUUUGGCUUAGUGUAGCUAUUGUUUAUUUAUUAUUCUUAUGACACGUCAAUGACCUACCC